CUUGUUUUGUAAUUUCAACCGGAUGAACCCGGACUUGCAUUGCUUCACAGAUCCACUUUGAACUUGGAAGACUUCUCUAUGCUCGCAGCUAGGGCGUCAUCGCGAACUAUUCAGCGCGUGGCGCGUAAUUUUGCCACCGUAGUCGACAGUGCUGGCAUCAAAGUAGCUGCGGUAGAUAAUAACCAGCCCACGACCUCCGUCACAUUUCUCAUCAAAGCUGGCAGCCGUUUUGAACAUAAAGCUGGAGUGGCCCAUGGCUUGAAAAACUUUGCUUUCAAGAGCUCUGCCAAAAGGACGGCGCUCGGAACAGUCCGCGAAAGUGAAAUCUAUGGUGGUGUCUUGUCAGCGAGCUUGUCUCGAGAACAUCUUGCUCUUACGGCCGAAUUUCUGAGGGGUGACGAGCAGUAUUUCGUGGACGUCCUUGCCUCUUUUGUCACCUCUGGUAGAUUUACCCGCCAUGAAUAUGCUGAAUACGUUGCACCUGUAGUGGAAAGCGAAAUCGAGGAGUCGAAAUUCAAUCCUGGCUUCCAGGCAAUUGAGGCUGCCCACGCUGUUGCCUUCCACAACGGGCUUGGCUCAUCCUUAUUGGCUUCUCCUCACAACUCCAUAACGCAUGAAGACAUCCGAUCUUUUGCUCAAUCUGCAUUCACUCGAGACAAUAUCGCUGUUCUUGGGACCGGCAUUGACCAGGCCACACUCGCGAGUUUGGUCGAACAAUCCCUCAGCAAAAUUUCCGCAACCUCGCAGAUAUCAUCUUCUGCUUCUUCGUAUUUCGGUGGCGAGACACGUUUGCCGGCACAUGGUGGUCCCCAGACUGUGUUCGUUGGCUUUGGAAGUGCUGGUGCACCUACUCCCGAAAUUGCAGCUCUUUCUGCGUACCUUUCCCCCACUCCUUCGGUGAAAUGGUCUAAAGGCUCUUCGCCGAUCGCUGCUACCAUACAGGAGGGCACGACGGUUGAGGUUGUGCAUCUAUCAUACUCUGAUGCCUCCCUCUUCGGUCUUCUUGUCCAGGGUCCUUCCGGUUCCGCUGUCAAAGAAGCUGGGAAAGCUGCCGUACAGGCAUUGAAAACUGUAUCUAAUGGCUUGAAGGGAGAUGAUCUCAAAAAAGCCUUGAGCAAGGCUAAAUUCACAGCAGCGUCUGCCGUCGAUAGUCGGGAAGGAUUAGUGUCUAUCUUGGGUUCAAAAGUGCUUUCGGGACACGAGUCUUCCCUUGACACUACCCUCGCAUCGUUCGAUAAAGUGUCGGAAAUUACCUUUGCAAAAGCCGCUUCCACGCUGGUCAAAGUCAAACCAGUCUUUGUCGCAGUUGGUGAUGUUGCUACUCUUCCGUAUGCCGAUGAGCUUGGCCUUUGAAGUACGACUCUCCCAUUAGCAGCCAAUCGCAUAGACUAGUUCGAGCUCGAAUUGAAUGUCCUUCGUUUUUGCUCCCUUUCGUUCUCUCUUGCCUCAAUUAAACUUCCAUCAUCUCAGAAUGAUUUACGGGCUCUCGCUGUCUCCAUCUCUAAAAAGGAGCUAGUCGUCAAGGUUGGGCAACAUUUUGCGGGAUUUAGCCGAAACUGCUCUCCCUGUUGUACAAUUGUUACAGUACAUCUUCGAGCUGAGUUGCUAAUUGAAAAACUGUAAAUUGUAUCUCAGUCUGACGAAGGUCCGACUUGGAAAGAUAUAUCUAAUCCACUAGCGAAAUCCUGCGUCUAUUUAUGGUAGUAGUUGUUACCUAGUUUUCAAUAUCGACGCAAACUUAUUAAAUGCAGUACCAACCUUGGGAUGCACUGUCUAGUAGAGGUUCUCAGGAAGCUUGGGCUUUGACUUUUGACAAUACUCAGCAGAGUCCUUUAAAGUUACAAUAAUGG
This is a messenger RNA of Lentinula edodes (shiitake mushroom), 1850 nucleotides long. Its product is annotated as Metalloenzyme, LuxS/M16 peptidase-like protein. The record is from RefSeq and is a predicted model, not a curated record. Gene Ontology annotation, molecular function: metal ion binding. NCBI's taxonomy places the organism in Eukaryota, Fungi, Basidiomycota, Agaricomycetes, Agaricales, Omphalotaceae. The transcript has 4 exons. Gene Ontology annotation, cellular component: mitochondrion. The coding region runs from base 79 to 1353 and encodes 424 amino acids.